AUGGCGACCGAAGAUCAUUCCCUCCGAAAGCGCAAUCCCCCAUCCUCGCUCACGACCGAGUCGAGCCUUGACCUGGACAAUGGCGGCAGCCCUGCGAGUCAGAAGCCACAUCCAGCAGGCGAAGUCAAAUACAAUGUUCUGAACCAAGUGCUUCGUGCACUUCUGCUGCUGACCUGGUUCAACUGUGGCGCUGUCUGCAUUAAUGUCACUCAGUUCCUCGGUGCGCCGCUUUAUUGGCUGAACAAAGACUACUAUUAUGCAUACAUGGCGUUGACAAAACAAUCGUUUGCUAUUAUGGGAAUUGCAGGGACACGGUGGUUCUCUCCCACAAAAGUGCGUGUGAGUUGGGAUAAAGACCUACGAGGGCAGUUCCGCAAAACGCCGGCCGGGAGGCUCGAGACCGCAUUCCCUGAACGUCUGGUGUAUAUUGCCAAUCAUCAAGUUUACACCGAAUGGCUGUAUCUCUGGUGGAUUGCCUACACCAGUAGAAUGCAUGGGCACAUCUUCAUCAUCCUGAAAGAGUCGCUGAAGUACGUGCCUGUCUUAGGUCCUGGCAUGAUGUUUUACGGAUUCAUUUUUAUGGCGCGCAAGUGGAUUUCGGACAAACCUCGCCUGAAGCAUCGACUCGAAAAGCUCAAGACCCGUCACAGCGGUCCCAUGUCUGGCUCGGAUGGACUGGACCCCAUGUGGCUGUUGAUUUUUCCCGAGGGCACCAAUCUCUCGCAAAAUAUGAAGCAGGGAAGUGCCAAGUGGGCUGAAAAGCAAGGCAUCCAGGACAUGAAGCACCUGCUUCUGCCUCGGAGCACCGGUCUUCUUUUUUGUCUUCGGGAACUGCAGGGUACCGUCGUUUGGGUCUAUGACUGCACAAUUGCUUAUGAAGGCACGCCAAAAGGAGGAUUCGCCCCAGAUAUCUUCACCAUUCGGUCCACGUAUUUGCAGGGUCGGCCACCAAAGAGUGUCAACAUGUAUUGGCGUCGGUUUGCGAUGUCGUCGAUUCCUCUUUCCGACGCUAAGGAGUUUGAGCAUUGGUUGAUCGAGCGCUGGCGAGAGAAAGACGAGAUGCUGGACCAAUGGUAUAACACUGGUCGAUUUCCUUCGGACACGGAAUCUGCCGAUCCCAAGCACGGGGUACCCGAUGAUGGCUUUAUUGAGACAGAAAUGACGCUCAACAACUGGAUGGAAAUCGGCCAGAUUUAUGUGGUGCUGGCGGCGGUUGCACUGGUGGUCAAUGUGGUGGUCAAGUUCUUUGGCAUGUUUUGGAGGCUGAACUAA
This is a messenger RNA of Cladophialophora psammophila CBS 110553, 1272 nucleotides long. RefSeq names its product acetyltransferase. The coding region runs from base 1 to 1272 and encodes 423 amino acids. Gene Ontology annotation, molecular function: acyltransferase activity. Lineage: Eukaryota; Fungi; Ascomycota; Eurotiomycetes; Chaetothyriales; Herpotrichiellaceae. The record is from RefSeq and is a predicted model, not a curated record. The transcript is spliced from 2 exons. Gene Ontology annotation, cellular component: endomembrane system.